AUGGCUAGGACUCGAGCAUCAUCUUUUAUUGGACGAGGGGAGCCAUCCCGCGACUUUGCUUUUGAGACCCCAGCUUGGGGUAGAGGUAGACCCGAGGCUGAGGCCUCCGAUGUAGUCAUCACAAGUAUUGUUUCGAUUCUUUAUCACCCUGUAUCUGUGUUAUUUGAUCCUGACUCCAUUUAUUUGUAUGUUUCAGCAUACUUCUUUUUUGGAUUUGACUUGCUAUGGGUUCCACUUCACAGGGAUAUUGACUUUGCUAUUACCCUCGAGCUGAGCACCAAGGCCAUUUCUAUGUCUCCUUAUUAUAUGGCUCUAGCCGAGUUGAAGGAAAUAAAGGAGAAACUUCAAGAUCUAUUGAGGUAUUAUCGCCGUUUUGUUCAAGGCUUCUCUGUGAUAGUAGCUCCACUAAGUAGGCUCACUCAAAAUAAUAUGGUAUUUCAUUGGUCAGAUAAGUGUGAUGAGAGAUUCAAAAAGUUGAAGGUAUUAUUGACUACUGCGCAUGUGUUGACCUUUCCUGAGGAGGGUGUUGACUUCACCGUGUAUGGUGAUGCAUCAGGAGUAGUCUUAGGUGGAGUGUUGAUGCAAAAGGGGAAGCGGAACUUGAAUUUGAGGCAAAGGAGGUGGGUUGAGCUUCUGAAGGAUUAUGAUUUGACUCUCCUAUAUCACCUCGGGAAGGCCAAUGUGGUGGCCGAUGCAUUGAGUAGGAAAACUUCUAGUUUGGGAAGUCUUACAGCUAAUCGAGAUAAAGAACGACCCUUGGCUAGAGAUGUUCAGAGAUUGGCCAAUGGGUUGAUCCGAGAGAGGCAGUUUAAGGAUGAGAAGUUGUGCCUCAUUCUCAACAAGGUGGCGAGAGGCGAGGCUAAGGAAGAAAUGCUUGAUUCAGAGGGUGUUUUGAGGAUCAAGAGUCGCAUUUGUGUGCCCAAGAUGGAUGGACAGUCUGAGAUGACUAUUCAGGUGCUUAAAUAUAUGCUACGGGCAUGUGUGAUUGAUUUUGGUGCUUGGUGGGAUCAGCAUUUGCCCUUGGCGGAGUUCGCUUACAACAACAAUGAGUCUCAUGUCAUUUCCCAUGAUUCAGUGGAGUUGAGCCCAAAUUUGGCAUAUGAGGAGGAGCCUGUGGCUAUUUUAGGCAGGUUGGUCAGGAAAUUGAGGACUAAGGAGAUAGCUUCGGUGAAGGUCCAGUGGCGGCAUCAGUCCAUAGGGGAGGCUACCUGGGAGCUAGAGUCAAACAUGCGAGCCCGUUACCCCCACCUUUUUGAGACUCCAGGGCCAGUGGCGUACAAGUUGUCCUUACCAACUAUCUUGUCUGGGGUACGUCCGGUGUUCCAUGUGUCAAUGCUGAAAAAGUACCAUGGAGAUGGAGACUACAUCACUAAAUGA
Solanum dulcamara is the source of this 1377-nucleotide messenger RNA. RefSeq lists its product as uncharacterized. Lineage: Eukaryota; Viridiplantae; Streptophyta; Magnoliopsida; Solanales; Solanaceae. Gene Ontology annotation, molecular function: nucleic acid binding. The record is from RefSeq and is a predicted model, not a curated record. The coding region runs from base 1 to 1377 and encodes 458 amino acids. The transcript has 9 exons.